GUCCACGUUAUUGAAAAUUCGCGAUAACAAAAUUAUUAUCGCGAUUUUGAUUUUCCAUCACAAAAUCAUUUUAACAAUAUCCUCUAUAUUUUUCCUCGAGAGAUUCUCGUAAUCUUUUAUAUCAGUAAAUUAUUAGGACGAUUACGAACGCGCGCGCCGACGACGUCCCAAUUUCUUGCACGCAGGCGUUUCCAUCGUCGCGUUAUCGAUUCGAAUGCGCAAAACGCUGUGUGCGGCGACAGUGUUCUCGGAAAUGCAGACAUAGUUCCUCGUUUGAAUUCUCCGUCUGAGCGUUCUCGUUCGCAGGAAUCCUCGACGCAGGGUUUUCAAGCCUGGAGGGAAAGCCGCGCCGCCCGGAAGCGAGAUCCGGAGGACAUGGUUGGACCCAAUGUCUCUUUGUGACUAACCGUCCCGGAGGGUGCCGGAGGAGCGAUCGCCACCACGCAGAGCGCAUCCUUCAGAACGCCUUCCGAACACGAGCGUUUAAAUCCAGAACUCGCGACGCUGUGCAAGGUGUAUCCUGUGAGCCCUGUAGCAGGGCCCGGUGCGGCGCGAUCCGUAUGGGAAUUAAGUCCCGAUCCCGACAUGGUCGGGCAUCUACCGAACAAUCUGAUAUCCAGCCACCAGAAUCACGACUCGAGCAAGAACACGGGAGAGAGGAACCGUCCCGAUGACAACAUCUACGCCGACGAGGCCGCGACUGGCCAGAGUCCUACCAACGAGACCAAGCAAAUCUUUGAACUGCUCAGAGCCGGUGAAAUCGAGGCGGUCGAGGAAUUGGUGGAAAGGAACGGGUUGACCGUGCUCAGCGCAAGAGAUGAAUGGGGAUAUACACCUGCUCAUUGGGCCGCCUUGGAUGGCAAUAUUGAAGUCAUGAGAUAUUUGAUAGAACGAAGCGGUCCCGUUGAUCUACCAUGCCUGGGUACGCAAGGACCCAGACCGAUACAUUGGGCCUGUCGAAAAGGUCACAGUGCGAUAGUGCAAUUACUAUUGAAGGCGGGAGUUGCGGUCAACACGGCUGACUUUAAGGGCCUGACGCCUCUGAUGACUGCUUGUAUGUUUGGUAAAUUCGCGACUGCAGCCUUCUUACUGGGAUCCGGUGCUCAAGGACACUUGACGGACAUAAACGGCGACACUGCGUUGCACUGGGCCGCAUACAAGGGCCAUGCCGAAUUGAUCAAGUUGUUGAUAUACAGCGGCGUGGAUCUGCAGAAGCCCGAUUACUUCGGCUCGACGCCGCUUCAUCUGGCCUGCCUAUCCGGCAAUGUCAGCUGCGUCCGGAUUCUCUGCGAGAAAAGCAAGAUCGAGCUCGAGCCGCGCGAUAAAAACGGCAAGACACCGUUGCAAUUAGCCAAGAGUCAUCGCCACUCGGAGAUCGUACGCAUCCUGCAGGCGGAACAGAAGCGCCGAGCUAGAUGGAUACCGCCUAUCAACGAACUAUGGGCGUUGCUGUUUGGAGGAGCGGGCAACAGCAAGGGACCAUUGCUACUGUUCAUGAUAUCUGUCUUGUUGUGGGGAUAUCCGAUGUAUCUGUUAAAAUGCAUUCCGUUAACGUGGAACCUUCUGCGUGGCAGUCAUUAUUGCUUCAUUUACUGGAACAUCCUCAUGUGGAUUUCGUGGAUUGUAGCUAACAGAAGAGAUCCUGGUUACGUACCGCAGAACAGCGACACCUAUUACAGAGCGAUAAAACAGAUCCCAUACUUCGACAAGUGGAAGAAGCGCAACGUUUUAUUAUCGCGAUUAUGUCACAGCUGUAGAUGUUUUAGACCUCUCCGAGCUAAACACUGUAGAAUCUGCAACAGAUGUGUCACUUAUUUCGAUCAUCACUGUCCAUUUAUAUACAAUUGCGUCGGCCUGAGAAACAGGAUGUGGUUCUUCCUGUUCGUUAUGUGCGUGGCGAUAAACUGCUCUUUCACCUUAUAUUUCGCAUGUUACUGCAUUGCGAUCGAGGGAAUUCAAUUGCUAUAUGUUCUUGGCGUAUUAGAAGCUCUCGUCUUUUGCGGACUCGGCUGGAUUCUAACAUGCACUUCGGUUUUACAUGCUUGUAUGAAUUUGACUACCAAUGAAAUGUUCAAUUAUAAGAGAUACUCGUACUUGAGGGACAAAAGGGGCAAGUAUUUAAAUCCCUUUAGUCGGGGACCUGUGCUUAAUUUCAUCGAGUUUUUCCUCUGCCCGCCGAAUCAUCAAAUAAACGAUCCGCAAAAUUACCAUAUUCUUUCGGAGGACGUCAUGUAACGUAAUCGUACGAAUCUUCACCUAUUUUAUUUCACGCACUCUCUCGCACAGAGAAGCGUCAAACGCGACCACUACAUAUAUAAUACAUUAUUUUUUCAAAUUACAUGUACAUUUGCACAUUAAAUAUAUUAUUGCCACUUAUGAAAGAUUCACACAUCUCUCAUAGUUUAUAUCGCGUUAUAUUCUGCUGCCAGGGCACAAACUUGCAGUAAUGUAGUAAAAAGUUUUAUAAAAAGUUAAAAUUUA
Molecule: messenger RNA, 2481 nt
Organism: Nylanderia fulva
Lineage: Eukaryota; Metazoa; Arthropoda; Insecta; Hymenoptera; Formicidae
Gene: Patsas
Product: palmitoyltransferase Patsas
Biological process (GO): protein palmitoylation
Cellular component (GO): Golgi membrane
Molecular function (GO): palmitoyltransferase activity; protein binding
Source: RefSeq, a predicted model, not a curated record